This is a messenger RNA of Solanum stenotomum, 2101 nucleotides long. RefSeq names its product cullin-1-like. Gene Ontology annotation, molecular function: ubiquitin protein ligase binding. The transcript is spliced from 17 exons. Lineage: Eukaryota; Viridiplantae; Streptophyta; Magnoliopsida; Solanales; Solanaceae. The record is from RefSeq and is a predicted model, not a curated record. Gene Ontology annotation, biological process: ubiquitin-dependent protein catabolic process; protein ubiquitination. The coding region runs from base 1 to 1836 and encodes 611 amino acids. Gene Ontology annotation, cellular component: cullin-RING ubiquitin ligase complex.
AUGGCUCGUGGUGAUGCCCGUGGUCCCUUGAUCAGUGUUUAUCAAGAGUUGAAAAGUAAAGCUAGAGAUGCAGUUAUAGCACUGAUUGAUCAAGAACGUGAGGGUGAGCAGAUUGAUAGAGCGUUAUUGAAGAACGUGCUAGGCAUAUUUGUUGAAAUUGGAAUGGGGGAGAUGGAGUUCUAUGAAAAUGACUUUGAAGAUGCAAUGCUUAAAGAUACAGCAGCGUAUUAUUCUCGAAAAGCAUCAAACUGGAUUGUGGAAGAUUCUUGUCCAGAUUAUAUGUUGAAGGCAGAAGAGUGCUUGAAAAAAGAGAAGGAUAGAGUUUCUCAUUAUUUGCACUCAAGCAGCGAGACAAAACUUCUGGAGAAAGUGCAAAAUGAAUUAUUGGUUGUAUAUACCAAUCAAUUGCUUGAGAAGGAGCAUUCUGGAUGCCGAGCUUUGCUUAGAGAUGAUAAGGUAGAGGAUUUAUCUCGAAUGUAUAGGCUAUUCCACAGGAUCCCUAAAGGUUUGGAACCAGUUGCAAAUAUGUUUAAGCAGCAUGUCACUGCUGAAGGCAUGGUGUUGGUCCAACAGGCUGAAGACUCAGCAAGUAACAAGGCUGAAAGUUCCAGUGGUUCACAGGAGCAGGUCUUUGUUAGGAAGGUUAUUGAACUGCAUGACAAAUAUAUGGCAUAUGUGACCGACAGUUUUGCAAAUAACUCUCUCUUUCACAAGGCUUUGAAAGAGGCAUUUGAGGUCUUCUGUAACAAAAUUGUUGCUGGCUGUUCUAGUGCAGAGCUCCUUGCCUCUUAUUGUGAUAAUAUCCUUAAGAAGGGCGGGAGUGAGAAACUCAGUGAUGAUGCUAUUGAGGAGACAUUAGAUAAGGUGGUCAAGCUUCUUGCGUAUAUCAGUGACAAAGACCUUUUUGCGGAGUUCUACAGGAAGAAGCUUUCUCGGCGACUGCUUUUUGAUAAAAGUGCCAAUGAUGACCAUGAAAGGCUUAUCUUAACAAAGUUAAAGCAGCAGUGUGGUGGGCAGUUUACGUCAAAGAUGGAGGGAAUGGUGACGGACUUGACUUUGGCGAAGGAAAAUCAGAGUCACUUUCAGGAAUAUCUUAGUAACAACUCGGCAGCUAAUCCUGGAAUUGAUUUGACUGUCACAGUUCUUACAACUGGCUUUUGGCCUAGUUAUAAAUCUUCUGAUCUGAGUCUCCCUGUGGAAAUGGUGAAGUGUGUAGAAGUCUUCAAGGAAUUUUAUCAGACGAAAACGAAACACAGGAAAUUGACCUGGAUUUAUUCACUGGGUACAUGCAAUAUCAAUGGCAAGUUUGAAUCAAAAACUAUUGAACUUAUUGUGGGAACUUACCAGGCUGCUGCUCUAUUACUGUUUAAUGCUUCAGAUAGAUUGAGUUACUCAGAUAUCAAAAGUCAGUUAAAUUUGGCUGACGAUGACUUGAUCAGAUUGCUUCAAUCCCUGUCAUGUGCCAAGUAUAAAAUUCUAACCAAAGAGCCUAGCAAUAGAACUGUUUCGUCAACGGAUCAUUUUGAAUUUAACUCCAAGUUCACUGACAGAAUGAGGAGGAUUAGGAUCCCUUUGCCUCCGGUGGAUGAAAGGAAAAAAGUGGUUGAGGAUGUUGACAAGGACAGACGUUAUGCAAUUGAUGCUUGUAUUGUGCGCAUUAUGAAGAGCCGGAAGGUGCUUCCUCAUCAGCAGCUCGUGUUGGAGUGUGUUGAGCAAUUGAGCCGCAUGUUUAAGCCUGAUUUCAAAGCAAUCAAAAAGAGGAUUGAAGAUCUUAUCACUCGUGACUACUUGGAAAGAGACAAAGAGAACCCAAACUUGUUCAAGUACUUGGCCUGAGACAACAAGCUGAUACCUUGGUGAUAUUGACUUCUCUUGGCACUAGAUGGAAGUGAGUACAGCUGGAUUUGAUUGUUAGCCAAGGAAAUAGCAGCGAUAUUUUUUUGACCUUUGCCUGAGUAUAUCACCACUUUUUUUCAGAAGUUGGUGGCACUUGAAUUCCCCUUUCAGUAAAUAUUUCAGCCGUGCACUUUUUUUCCUUGAUAUUCCUGAUUGUCACUUAAACGCCACAUCUUUGUGUAAAUCUUAUGCUUUGGUGUUUCUA